GCUGAGCCCACGUGUGACGCUUUCAUUCCCGGCUCAGUAAUAUUCUCAUAGCGGGGCUUUGCAUAUCUCCGGCUCCGGAUCUGUGUGUGUGUGUGUGUGUCCGUCCUCUGCCGCCGCCGCCGCUGCACAGUCCCAGCCGAGAGUUGUUUGGAAUAGACAUGGAAGGAGACGGGAGUCAAGCCACAUCCGGAAGCCUGAGCGACUCCCAGCAUGACCCGGGCAAAAUGUUUAUCGGUGGCCUCAGCUGGCAAACCUCACCAGACAGCCUUAGAGACUAUUUCAGUAAAUUCGGAGAGAUCCGAGAAUGUAUGGUGAUGAGAGACCCCACGACGAAACGCUCAAGAGGAUUUGGGUUUGUUACGUUCACAGACGCCGCCAGUGUAGAUAAAGUCUUAGCUCAACAACACCACGAAUUAGACUCAAAGACGAUUGAUCCUAAGGUUGCCUUUCCCCGUCGCGCCCAGCCUAAGAUGGUCACAAGAACAAAGAAAAUAUUUGUGGGUGGCUUGUCAGCCAACACAGUAGUGGAAGAUGUGAAGCAGUAUUUUGAACAGUUCGGGAAGGUUGACGACGCCAUGCUUAUGUUCGAUAAGACUACUAACAGACAUAGAGGAUUUGGUUUCAUAACUUUUGAGAGUGAAGACAUCGUAGAGAAAGUCUGUGAAAUUCAUUUUCAUGAAAUCAAUAACAAAAUGGUAGAAUGUAAGAAGGCCCAGCCCAAGGAGGUGAUGUUCCCACCAGGUACACGAGGGCGAGCCAGGGGUCUGCCCUACACCAUGGAUGCCUUCAUGCUGGGGAUGGGCAUGCUGAGUUACCCCAACAUUGUGGCGACGUACGGCCGCGGAUACACUGGAUUCGCACCCAGCUACAGCUACCAGUUCCCCGGCUUCCCAGCGACAGCGUACGGACCGGUGGCGGCGGCAGCGGUAGCAGCAGCGCGUGGCUCAGGUAGGGGGGCCCGUGGAAGAGGCGGCUACUUGGCGUACCCACAGAGCACAGGGCCAGGCCUCCCCGAUUAUGGGUUUUACUCUACGCCCAGUGACCAGAGGGGGGGGCCCUGCUCCUUUGCUGACUAUGGCUCCCUGGGGCCCCAAGCGGCUCAGAUGCUGCACAGUGAGCAUGCCACCUCCGCCUGCAACUCCCCCCUCCAGCACCUACACAGCCCGGAUCAGUUUAAGAACCCAGGCGCCAACCCGUCAAGGCCCGGAGGUUUCCCUGGUGCUAACAGCCCAGGGCCCGUGGCCGACCUGUACGGACCGGGCAGCCAGGACUCAGCUGUGGGCAACUACAUCAGUGCUGCUAGCCCUCAGCCUGGCUCUGGGUUUGGCCCCAGCAUCACAGGCCCGUUGAUUGCAACAGCUUUUACAAAUGGAUACCAUUGAACAGGUGGCCGGUUGCCAUCUCAUCAGAGAGUAUAUCUGGUGGCCCAGGAAAGACAGGACGAAGUUUCUAAUUGGCUUUGUGUGCAGGUGACGCUAAUCCAACUUCAAGCACUACGCUGUCACCCAGGAGAAAAGAUCGAAAGGGGGAAACCAUACGAAGAAGAAAAGAAAAACGUUAGUCAUCUCAGAAAAAUAACAACUGCUGUACUAUAAUCCAAACCUCCUAUAACUUUACAACCUGGUUUGGUGUGAUGUUUCACGUCAAUCUCAUUCACCUGUUUCCUUCCUCUGUUUUAGCGUUCUGUUUUUUGAUUAGUUUUUAGAGAGUCAAUUUUAGUUCGACCUUGAUUUUGUGUCAUUUUAUUUGAUCUCCUGGUAUCUUUGUGUAAAUGAAUUUUGUUUGAAGUGCGGGCGGUGGGCGGGGGGGUCAUAGCCAAGAAUAUCUGCAAGUCAUGUCUUCAUCUUUGUAUGGGUCAGUGUAAAAGGAAAACGAUGGGAUGUUCCUUUCAGUCUUCCCGCAAAAAAAGAAGCUUGGGGAAAGACGUGGAGAAAAAAAAAAAUCAAUUUUAAGGAAACUUUAAAGAAGGUAUCUAAGUAAUAAAUCUUAGUAGCUGUUUUA
Limanda limanda (common dab) is the source of this 2001-nucleotide messenger RNA. RefSeq names its product musashi RNA-binding protein 2b (gene msi2b). Lineage: Eukaryota; Metazoa; Chordata; Actinopteri; Pleuronectiformes; Pleuronectidae. Gene Ontology annotation, molecular function: RNA binding. The record is from RefSeq and is a predicted model, not a curated record. The transcript is spliced from 15 exons. Gene Ontology annotation, cellular component: cytoplasm. Bases 159 to 1382 code for a protein of 407 amino acids.